Molecule: messenger RNA, 1521 nt
Organism: Peromyscus californicus insignis
Lineage: Eukaryota; Metazoa; Chordata; Mammalia; Rodentia; Cricetidae
Product: integumentary mucin C.1-like
Exons: 2
Coding region: 7-657 (216 amino acids)
Biological process (GO): activation of protein kinase B activity
Cellular component (GO): Golgi apparatus; plasma membrane
Source: RefSeq, a predicted model, not a curated record
AAUCUAAUGCAUUCUUCAAGGGAGUCUCUGCUUCUUCACUCUCAGAUCAGCCCUGAAGGUGGCCACUGUAAGCAGGUGGCUGGAAAUAGUUGUGGUGACUGGUCCCUGUGGAAAGUCUUCCUGGCUAGUCUAUUAGCCUCUGUGCUAACAACAGUGAUUGGGGUACUCACACUGAGCCUGGUGAAUAGAAACAAUUCCCCCAUUGUUAUUCACUUACUCUCCAACACUGAAGCACCUAUAGUUACUCCUGGAACAACCUCUACUACUUCUCAAAACAGAGUGGCCACUUCCACAGGGUCUACAACUGCCAUGACAUCCCCUGAAACAACAGCCAUAACAGCCACAACAGCCACCACAACUUCUACUGAGCCAGCAAGGACAUCCACUUCAACCCAGCCAACAACCUCUGCAGCAUCCACUGAAAUGAGUGCCACAAUGGCCACGGCCAUGACUUCAACUCCACCUAUAACCACAACAGCCACCCCCAUGACUUCAUCUGGAUCCAUGAGUACAGCUGCCUCAACCCAGCCCACAACCUCUGGAGCCCCCACUGAAACGUCAGCCACAACCAUGGAUUCAACUCAACAUUUAACCACAUUAUCUACAGCUUCAAGUGAAACCACAUCCACCACCAGUGUUACAGAAACCAAUGUAUAACCCAGCACAGAAGAGGUCGUGUACACCACUGCUGCACUUGGAACUCCAUCUGGAGCUCCUUACUCACAAUUGCAACAGUUGCUUGAACCAAGAUGCCACCACCUUAAUAAGCCCUCUAACAGCGGAAGCUUCAAUAGCACUAGGUGUUACUACAAGUAGACACAGCGGACAAUCAAAACAAUCAUGGCUUUCCCCAUCAUUUUAAUGGAAACUUUGUUCAACUGAAUUGACAACUACUACUAUAGUACUUCCAUUUAACCUACAAUGGUAACUUCUGCUUAUUCUACAAUAACAGUGCUCUUUACUCUCCUUCACUAAGUUAUAAUCGCCAUCUAGUCAUGGGAGCCUGCAACAAACACCACUUUAGACUUAACAGAAUUACUGUCAGUCAUAAAAAUAGCUUCUUGUACAUCAAGUACACUUUUAGUUAUCAUUAAUAUCAAUCACCCUACAGUUACUUUCACACUGACUUUUCUCCAAACAUAAAUUGUAGUUAUCUCUUCCAUACCAGCUGAACUCAAUAUGUCUCAAGCAUGCCCACAACAAGGAUGCAACUUGAAGAAUAGUAAUUUGGACCACUAUGAAUGCAAUAAUUAUCCCAAUUUUCACAAAACCAACAUAGAAUUUCUAAAAGUGCCAAAAUUUUUAAUAUGACUGAACUUUUCGGUUAUAAGAAUCAGAACUUGAUUCUGUAGCUCCAAUAGAAUAAUUCUGUAUGGGAAAAUGAUACAACUGGUUCACUUAGGAGCUCAUUACGAAGCUUCAUCUAAAAUUUAACAAAGUCAGGCAUUUAGAUUUUAGUAUGUUUUGCGUAUGCUCAUAACACUGCAUUUCCCUGUGCAUAAAUUGUCUGCAUAAAAUAGA